This is a messenger RNA of Eremothecium gossypii ATCC 10895, 642 nucleotides long. RefSeq names its product ureidoglycolate hydrolase (gene DAL3). Gene Ontology annotation, biological process: allantoin catabolic process. The record is from RefSeq and is marked provisional. The transcript has a single exon. Bases 1 to 642 code for a protein of 213 amino acids. Gene Ontology annotation, molecular function: ureidoglycolate hydrolase activity; ureidoglycolate lyase activity. Lineage: Eukaryota; Fungi; Ascomycota; Saccharomycetes; Saccharomycetales; Saccharomycetaceae.
AUGGGCCCACGCCGCCGUCGUCCGUGCACGCCCGGCCGACCGCCCAUGAUAGUGCCCGUGCCGAUCACCGCCGCAGCGUUCGAGCCCUACGGGUCGCUUAUGUCGCACAGCGACCAGCUCGCGGGCUGCGCCGCGCGCAACGCCAACCAGGGCACCGCAGUCAAGGUUCACGCCGGCACCACCCGCUGUCUCCUCGGGUCCGCCGUGCGGGAGCCCGCGUGGCACCUCUUCCGGAGCUUCGUCCCGCCCCAGCUCCGCUGCGCGCUAGCCACCUCCCCCACGCCACACGUGCUGCGCCACCCCGUGCCCGUGCUCGAACAGCACCCCUUCACUUCGCAGACAUUCGUGCCCAUCGGCCAGGGCUCGGGCCCCGUGUACAUCGUUGUCGUGGCCCGGCCCUCCGCGCGGGGCGAACCCGACCUCCUCACGCUGCGAGCCUUCGUGUGCGCCGGCACGCACGCCGUGACGUAUGCGCCCGGUGUCUGGCACGCGCCAAUGAUCGCCGCCGCGCCCCAGGACUACGUCGACUUUCUCUCGCUCACACACGUACUGGACGACCCGCAGCAGCCCGAAGCGGACUGCGUCGAGCACAGCUACACGCCCGAUCCGCUGCAGCUCGCCGUCUACGCGCACGCCCAAUGA